This is a messenger RNA of Nothobranchius furzeri (turquoise killifish), 1226 nucleotides long. RefSeq names its product M protein, serotype 2.1. The record is from RefSeq and is a predicted model, not a curated record. Lineage: Eukaryota; Metazoa; Chordata; Actinopteri; Cyprinodontiformes; Nothobranchiidae.
AUGGCAAAGAAGAUCCUCGAGGAGGAAUACAGGAAGUUGCUGGAGGAAAACUCCGGGCCCGAGCAGAUCGUCGAGCGGCUGAAGGCGCAGCUUCUGCCUCUGGAUAAAGAGAUAAGUGAUGCUGAAAGAACGAUUCAAGAGGGGAUCCUCGUCCCGAAGGACUUGGACUUGAAGAACACCCUCGAAAACAGAAAGCAGGUGCUUCUAAGGAGCCUGGAACUGGAAACGCAAAAGUUUAAUGACUUGUGCAAAAAACAUGCUCAGUAUGAAGAAAUAGUUUUUCUGAGGAAGCAAGUAGAAGCCAAACUGCAAAUCAAAAGGAAAUUGGAUCAGCAGCUGGCCACGCUGCAAGCCGAGCAGGCUUUAGAUGCUUCCAGCCAGAUGAGACAAAUGCUGAAGCUGAAGAUGAGGAUCGAUGAAGAAAAGUUUCACUUCCAAAACACAAAAGAGCGACUGAAGGUUAGCACAGAGUGUGCUGCUAAACUGCAGACUUUCAUAGGAGGGAAGUGUCGGGGUAUUCCACACGAGGAGACAGCAAAACCAGUCACAGAGGCCUCGGAGCAGCAGGAGACGAAGGAGCUGAGCUCCAGCGACCAGCUGGGUGCCAUCGGAGGUGACCCAGAGAUGUUUGUCACUCAGGAUAAAGAGACUCAGUCCAGCUACGUGGAUGUAUACAUCUGUGGGCUGAAGGAAGAACGCAGGAUGAUAGAAGAAAGUAUAAAAAAGACCCAGAAAGACAUUCAGAUGUUGAAGCGAGAAAAUGAAAAUGUCAGUGGGCAGCCCGGGAAUCUGGAGUAUCACCUGGAGAAAUUAAAGAUGCUGGGAAGCUCUUUGGAAGAUCAUAAAAAGGUUGUUCAGAAAACUCUGGAGGAUCUGGCAGCUGGCAUCCGUGGAGCUUUAAAGGAUGUCGACACACCUGCUGACGUCACCUCGGACAACCUCCUAAGCUGCAUUGAUACUCUUCAUGAACGUAUUGCCACGCUGCAAAUCUACCCCAAAAGCAAGGGAACGCAUGCAGGUGUCAAACGAGACAGGAGAUGAAACGCUCCUCUGUGAAAUGAGCAGCACACAGCUAGUUUCUUAUUCUCUCAGUAUGACUUGCUUUAGCGGGUGAUGAGGAACGACGCUCCUCCAGGUCGUCUUCUGGAUGCUAGUCGUGUGCGCUCCCCUUUUCUCUUGGAACAGCGUUCAAACAGCAGCUCGUGAACUUAAUAAAGAAGUACAGA